UGAUGUGAUCACUCCUUGCUCAGCCUUCCUCCCCGCACCUACAUCAUCCCUUCGACUCUUGAGAGUACAUACGUCUUGCACUGGUGGCUCUGAAUUUCCCUGCGUCUGCGCCACCAUGUCGGAGUCUUCAGCUUUUGUGAUACCCUGGGCUAACGACACGCUAUGUGCCACGUGCCGAGAAGUUCUUCGCCGCCCGGUUUCUGUCACCUAUGGUGAAAUGACCUUGCGAAUCUCGGCAGCUCGAAAGUGUGGUCUUUGUCUGUUUUUCUUUGACGAAAUCUUUUCAAAGACGUUACGGUCAUCCGCGAAACCGGCAGAUCUGGCCCUCGAAAAAGAGGGCUCCUUGUUGCGAGUGACUGAUUUCAACGACGUUCUCCAUCUUUAUGAGCUUCAUACAGCGCAAAGACAAUCAGUCUUGUCUACUACACCAUUUCGACUCAUUCAGGCGCAUGUCAACACAGAGCCUUGUUGGAAAUUAAUUGGUAAAUGGCUCAUGGGAUGCGAAGAGAACCAUGAGACUUGUCGGCAGAUCAAUUUGGCAGCAAAGCCGACCAGAUUACUUGACAUUGGCUCAUUUCCGGAGCUCCGGAUCGUAGAACAUCCUACAAUUGAUGUAAACAAGCGUUAUGCAGCUUUGAGUCAUUGCUGGGGGGCAGCUGGUAUACCUCUGAAACUUACGAAAGCAGUUCUCGAUCACUUCCUACAUCGUAUCGACUUGCAGGCUAUGUCUCAGAACCUGCAAGAUGCUAUAUUCGCUACGAGAAAGUUGAGCAUUCGGUACCUCUGGGUUGACUCCCUAUGUAUCAUCCAGGAUAGCACAGAGGACUGGGCCGCUGAGGCUGCCCAGAUGGGAAAUUACUAUCGUAACGCGUUCGUUGUUCUUUCCAGCCUCAGCGCAGCCGAUGCAAGAACCGGUUUCCUUCGCCCUCGGCCUUAUCGAGCAUCAAUUCGUCUUGGCUCGGGACUACAAAUUCGUCCGGCCCGACCGUCAUGGGAGGAGGUAUUCAAGAAUUCUUCACUCAGUACUCGAGCAUGGGCCUUUCAAGAACGCCUAUUGUCUACCCGAAUCGUUCAUUUCGAACACAAUGAGUUGUUUUGGGAAUGUCUCGAAACUUCUGCAAGGGAGGGAAGCUUCUUGGAAAGCUCUGGACUUUGGACCGAGACCGACUGGCGUCAAGAAAGCCUCAAGAGGUGCCUGGCCUUUGACAACAUUAUCAGCUCCAACAAAAAACCCAACAAACUUACGCAGGAAGUUCUCAUGCUGCAGUGGUACCGAAUAUUAGCCUACUAUACGACGAUGGAAAUCUCGUACAGUGCAGACCUUGGUGUUGCCAUCAGUGGUAUUGCACAAAAGUUCGGCGAAGCAACACAAUUUUCAUACCUGGCCGGUAUUUGGUUAGAAGACGUACAUGCGGGCUUGUUGUGGUAUCCUAUCGAUUCAAACCAGCGAAAAACCUCGCUUACACCGACGUGGUCCUGGGUCGCAACGUAUGGACCCAAAAAACAGAUCUAUGAUCUAGACUCGCGUGCUUCAGAUUCGCAACAUGAGGCUACCAUAGCUGGAUCAUCUGUAGUAGCACCUUCCAGCAACAACUUCAUCAUUUCUUCUUCCAGCGACAGUGUCUGCAUAGAAUUGGUAGCAAGUUACUUCACCCCAAACUGCAUCUCCAACUCUAAUGCUAGCCACGAUUACGGUACUCCCUACUUACGGCAAGUCCUCGAAAUUGUAAACGAUCUGGGGGCCUUCAUCGGUACUGGAUACUUGGAUACUUUGGAUGAAAUCGUAGACGACACUAGCUCCACCGAUUGGACAGCAAUCAUUAUCUGCCAACGCGUACACCCAAAACUUGGAUUUGUCACGUACUUCCUUAUAGUGCAACCGAUCCGCGAAGGGGUUUACAGGCGUGUUGGCAUUGGCCAAACAGCAGAUACCGUCUAUGGAUAUGCGACGAAUACACUAGACCUUGAGAGUCUACAACGUAAGCGCUUCAGACUUGAGUAGAACACGUAGCGUGUCUGUUCUUACUGUUUUGCGACGAAGAAGAACCAUAUCUGCAAGUUUUCUUGGAGAGCACAAUGCUUCACAUCACUCUGCUGUGAAGAGCUCCCGAUACAGUGCUGAUAUCAUUUUCUGAAGGCAGUAAGACACCUGCCUUUCUACACGUAGGAGCACAAAU
Boeremia exigua is the source of this 2177-nucleotide messenger RNA. Its product is annotated as heterokaryon incompatibility protein-domain-containing protein. The transcript is spliced from 2 exons. The record is from RefSeq and is a predicted model, not a curated record. The coding region runs from base 116 to 2002 and encodes 628 amino acids. Lineage: Eukaryota; Fungi; Ascomycota; Dothideomycetes; Pleosporales; Didymellaceae.